AUGCCGCCACCCAAGCAGCUAUCAUACCAAGUCCAAUACUGGAAAAAGCCCAUGGGUAUUAAUGAUCAUCACAACUUCCCAAUCUCCGAUACUGCGGCAGCAGAGAUGAGGCAAAAUGCCACUCAAAACCUCUCGAGACUCCCAGGCCAGCUCCACCAACUGGCCGUCGGCUCAACAUGGGAAAGAUCUUCAGAGCAGAGCAUGAGGGAGUACCAGCUUUUAGACUAUGCUGCGCAAAACAUUGACAUUUUGAAAGCGAUGAACAUCAGGGACAGAGAUCGAAACCAGGAAGAAGCCAGUAGAAAGAAGAAGGAGGAAGCGCCUGGGGUGCUAAAUGCGAUCAAGUAUUGGGUAUGUCCGCAAGAGAUGAAGAAAACGAGAAACGACAUGCGAAAAUUGAGGGAACGCGGUCGCUACGCCCGUUGCGUGAAAGACUGCAUGCCGGAAAUCCUCGAUGGGACUGACAUGCGGUGGUCUGGCACGCCUGACUUCGUUUACGUAAUGAAGAAUGUGGAAUGGAUCAUGGAAAAGGCGCGAGCGACAGCCACAAAGGUGCAGACGGAUAAUCCAGACGGCCACUGGGCUAUCGAGCUUCUCAAUUUUUACUCGGAUAGCUGGAUUGUAUGGCUCGAUGAUUUCAAUGAGAAUUUUCAGACUAAUUGGUAUGAUCUUGACAAGAAGAUCGAGGGUGCGAAGCAGAGAGCUGAAGUAGCGGAGGAGAUUGUCGAAGAGAUCGAGAAGGAGAGGAGGAUGCGGAUGCCAGUUGGACUUGCAUGGGGAUUGGCGUCAGAGAAUUUCAGAGAAAGAGAUCCGGAGAUCGCGCUGCAGAGUUUACUAGAAAAGUCAGAAAGUGCCGUCAAUGAAAUUUGUAGCAAGUCACAAGAAGAAAAUCGUAAUGAUCAGGCUUGCGAAGAAGAUGAAGCUCAGAAGGAGGACAAACAGAGCUUGCGUAGCUGGCCAGAACUGGUGGUUGCACAUGGGGGAGAAGAUCUAGGGCUUGGGGGCGACAGAUCGGCGGAGCUCGCUGCUAUGUAUCGCAAAUUCGUGCCGAUGGUCUUAAUGAGGAGAUGCAGGAAGGAAGGAACAUUGCGAAAACUGCAGGUCCGAGCGCGGGAGCAAGUACAAGAAUCAAGGAUUGCGCCGAGAGCAAUAUGA
This is a messenger RNA of Letharia columbiana, 1155 nucleotides long. RefSeq lists its product as uncharacterized. The transcript is spliced from 2 exons. NCBI's taxonomy places the organism in Eukaryota, Fungi, Ascomycota, Lecanoromycetes, Lecanorales, Parmeliaceae. The record is from RefSeq and is a predicted model, not a curated record. The coding region runs from base 1 to 1155 and encodes 384 amino acids.